Pelodiscus sinensis (Chinese soft-shelled turtle) is the source of this 1536-nucleotide messenger RNA. RefSeq lists its product as uncharacterized. Lineage: Eukaryota; Metazoa; Chordata; Testudines; Trionychidae. The record is from RefSeq and is a predicted model, not a curated record.
CAGGCGCCAGAAGAAAGGACACCGAGUCCCUCUGCAUUUCUCACUGGGCAACUCUCCUUUCUAGCACCAGGAAUAGAACCCAGGAAUCCUGCACCCCAGCCGCCUCCCCCUGCUCCAACCACUAGAUCCCACUGUCUCCUUCAGCACGAGACACCAUUCAGUGCUCGCCUUUCCUUGGGCUGCUGGUGCAAUCAUCCCCCUAGCAAUAACAGCUCCCUUCGCCACCCCCCAGAGCCAGAUGCCUUCGACCACAGCUUCCCACCGACAGACACCCGUCCAGGAAAGGCAAGCUGACAUCUGACUGAGACAGGCACUCUGUGGCCAAGUCCAGCUUCCUGUGUGCCGCCCAGGAAGACUGCUCCCCUCCCCACCCACUCGUCUCUGAAAGCAGAAGUCCAAGGCAUGGGGCCAGGAACGGGGCCGCUGCUCCAUAGCCUCCUGCUUUUGGCUCUGGGAGUUCUUGCAGGUCUGCAGCUCUCCUACGGCCGGGAGCAGCUGGAGGGCUUUGUAGGGGAGUCCGUGUAUUUCCCUGCCCUGCGCCCUGUGGCCGGAGACAUCGUCCGCAUCCUGUGGUUUUCAGGAAAGCAGGGCACUCACAUCGCCGAGGCCAAACCCGAAAGCCGGGCCUUCCGCGUCAAUUACGUCCCGUACUUCAGCAACCGGCUGGCCAUCAACGCCGGGAACCUCUCGCUGGAGCUGCGAGGGCUGAGGCCAGAGGACCAGGGGCCGUACCGCGCCGUGGUGGAUAUCUCCUCAGACCCUUCCCAUCCCAAGACAUUCUCCUACGAGCUGUCCGUGCAAGGCCGUCGGCAGGAAGGAGGCAGGAGCGAAGGAGGAGCCAUGGGGACCCCCGCAAGAGAAGAAUGGAGGACAAUGAUGGAACCCCCAACCAGCAGAGACCCCAUAACCACAGGCGGAAAGGGAGGGAAGCCAACAGCGGCGGGAGGCAACGGGGGAGAGCCGGAAGGCGGUGAGAGCCGGCGUACUUGCCACUGCUCCCUGAAGGGUUAUCUCAUUGCGGCCGUCUACGGGCCCCUCUGCAUCACGGUGGCUGUUGUCCACUUGAAGACGAGGGGCUAACGGGAGAGCAGACGUCCCAGACGCUGAGGCCUGGGGGAGAAGGGAACCCCGAGGCGGGCAGGGUUCCCACAUGUCUGGGCUUCCCGGACUUCGCCUCUUUUUCCAUCCUCUGUCUCCCACUGGGGGGAUUUUUCCAAAUAAGGGGCGAGGUCUGGGAUUCCAGCAGGGCAGCCCCACGGCUCAGAAGGAGCCGGCGUCCGGCUCCGCGCCCGCCUGGGCCCUCUGCUCCAGCUGCCAGUCCUGCUCACCCUGGCCCCGGCGCCCUGCCCUGGGGAGGGAGAAGCCCCAGGGAGCCUCAGACAGUCAGUUGUCACUGCUCCUGGAUCUGGGCCAGCCAUCCUGACAGGGAACAACUCGGCCCCCUCCUGGAGAGUGAGGUGGCAGGCUUCCUCUCCUGCCCCACCAGGUACCCCCUCCCAGUACACCCCCCAUAGCUCCAAAUACCCUCUCCUGCCC